ACGUGAUACGCGAAUAUGCCGCACCACAAUAUCGUUUGCGAGUGGCUGCGCACAAUUGGGCUGCCGCAGUAUGGCGAGAGCUUCCUUGAGAAUGGCUACGAUGAGCUGGAAAUAUGCAAGCAAAUUGGCGAAAUCGAUCUGGAUGCCAUUGGCGUGGACAAUCCCACGCACCGUGGCAAGCUACUGAAAAGCGUGCGUGCCCUGCGUGAGAAGGGCGCCGCCAUUGUCUAUGUGCUCAUCAAUGAUCCGAAGGCGCUCAGCAACAGCAACGAGAUACUUGCCUCCGACUGCGAUACGCCGAUUACCAUGAAGGAGCUGGAGGGGGUAAUGAAACGACAUCUGGAGGCAGAUGGCAUACGCCUCACAGCCCAUCCAUACUCCUCGCCGGAGGGCAAACGCGGCUACUUGGAAGGCCUGGCCGCGCAUUAUAGCAAACAGAUUAAUAUGCCCUACGACGAUGUCCUGGAUGCCAUUGAGCAGGUGCGUCUGUCGAAGUGGAAGGAACGACAUGUGCGCAUCUCGACGGGGCAUACGUUAACGCGUCGCAACGCUGGCGCUGGCAGUAGCAGCAGUGGAAGCAGCGGCGGGGGCGGUGGACUGGUUGGCUCCUCUGUGCUGCCGACCAGUCACAGCCAGCCGCUUUAUGUGCCCGGCAAGUAUUUGCCAUCGAGCUGCCUGUCGAAUCGCGAGGAGAACGAGAUCUAUAGCUAUACCCAGAACGAUUUGGCCAAUCGCAUGGCCCGCAAUGCCAUCGACUCCAAGUCGGCGCUCAAUUUGAAUGGAAUGCAGCACAGCUAUCCCGGGGCGCGCACCAAUUUCUUUUACGAUUUUUCGGCAACAGAGGGGCGCAACAAGAACAAACAGCGACGCACGGUAUUUGCGCGCUUCCUGCAGGGCCUGCGGCAAAGCGGAGACGAGCUCAAUGCCAACGAGGGCAUGCAACUAAAGACCAACGAGCGCUUGAAAAGCUGCGGCACCAUGAAACGACCCGAACCCCCGCAGGACUUUGAGAAGACCAUACAGCGACUUAAGACUCAGAAAGCUGCGCAAAAGAAACCAGCCAGCGCACCCAUGGAUAUUGCCCUGCACGAACGCAACAAGGAGGUGGCCCACAGUCUGGCCACGGAGAUGCCAUUGAAUAAUUAUACAAAGCAUCCCUAG
Drosophila novamexicana is the source of this 1161-nucleotide messenger RNA. RefSeq lists its product as uncharacterized. The coding region runs from base 16 to 1161 and encodes 381 amino acids. The record is from RefSeq and is a predicted model, not a curated record. Gene Ontology annotation, molecular function: protein binding. The transcript has 6 exons. NCBI's taxonomy places the organism in Eukaryota, Metazoa, Arthropoda, Insecta, Diptera, Drosophilidae.